Molecule: messenger RNA, 1061 nt
Organism: Heteronotia binoei (common prickly gecko)
Lineage: Eukaryota; Metazoa; Chordata; Lepidosauria; Squamata; Gekkonidae
Gene: PTHLH
Product: parathyroid hormone like hormone
Exons: 3
Coding region: 23-553 (176 amino acids)
Biological process (GO): adenylate cyclase-activating G protein-coupled receptor signaling pathway; osteoblast development; regulation of chondrocyte differentiation
Cellular component (GO): extracellular region
Molecular function (GO): peptide hormone receptor binding; hormone activity
Source: RefSeq, a predicted model, not a curated record
CACCCCCCUCCAGCCAGCGACGAUGUUCCCCAAACUCUUUAGACAGUGGAGUUUCCUGAUCUUCAUGCUCAGCUACGGAGCCCCCUCGUCGGGGAGGGCGCUGGAAGGGAACCUCCGCAGAACUAAAAGAACAGUAUCAGAAUAUCAGCUGUUACACGACAAAAGCAAGACCAUGCAAGAUAUACGCAGGCGAAACUUCCUGCAAACUUUGAUAGACGGGGUGAACACAGCUGACAUCCGAGCCAUGUCAGAGGUCUCCCCUAACCCUAAACCUUCCACCAUUGCAAAGAACUACGGCAUCCGGAUUACCAGCGAUGAUGAGGGCAAAAACCUGACUCAGGAGACCAACAAAGUUCAGACGUACAAAGAGCAGCCCCUCAAGACACCAGGGAAGAAGAAGAAAGGGAAAGCCGGGAAACGUAAGGAGCAGGAGAAGAAAAAAAGGAGAAUUCGUUCCGCCUGGCCCAGCUCGAGGGGGUCUGGCAGUGGCAUGGCACGGAUCCCGCCCUUGGACAUCUUUGAUACUACACUUGUCAAUGCAAGAAGGCGUUGACAUCUUCAGCUGAGGUCUUUGGAAAACACAUCGCAGUAUUCUGUAAUACUGAACAUAUGGAAAGUAUUAGAAGUAUUUAUUAUCUGUAAAUACUGUAAAUAUAUCAAACUCAACUGUUGGCCCCUGAUGCUUUCCAAAGCUGCACAUUUGAACAUUUGUGAAUAUUGUUUUAUUUUGUGCUAAGACAAUUCUCAUUGUCACAAUUACCAUAAUUUAUUUUGUUGAAUGAUGUAUUUAUUUUUCAUGAACUUUUAUCUUGGUGCUGCUGACUUUCUAUAAUUUUUUUUUGUAACAUGCACUUUAGAUAUACUUUUUUUUUAAUAUGUGGAUAAAAAAAUAAACAAACGAUUCCAGGUUUUUGGUUGAUUUUAAUGUGUUGUCCAAGUACAAUUGUUCCCAACUGAUUUUCUUCCACGCAUGUAUAAAAAGGCAGUGUUUUUUUUAAAAAAUGAUUUGUAAAAAAAAGAAAAGAAAAGAAAGUCCAAUAAAAUAUAAUCUAAUUAAAAUC